Messenger RNA from Epithele typhae, 216 nucleotides. RefSeq names its product DUF1748-domain-containing protein. The transcript is spliced from 5 exons. Bases 1 to 216 code for a protein of 71 amino acids. NCBI's taxonomy places the organism in Eukaryota, Fungi, Basidiomycota, Agaricomycetes, Polyporales, Epitheliaceae. Gene Ontology annotation, cellular component: cytoplasm. The record is from RefSeq and is a predicted model, not a curated record.
AUGUUCGGAACCCUCAUCCACCUAGGCAUCGAUGCAGCCCUGUUGAGCGCCUUCCUCGCGGGCAUCAGGAGGACUACUGGUCUAACCCCCAAACUUUCUGAUGUGCCCAACAAGGAUGUACGCCAGCUUCUUCGCACUUAUCUUGAGUUCGGCGAAUAUCUAUUUGACUUCGCGGUGGUCAUCGCUGGGCGUUCUUCCUCAUUUGAGAGGAAGUAA